This is a messenger RNA of Penicillium expansum, 2343 nucleotides long. Its product is annotated as zinc metalloproteinase family protein. The record is from RefSeq and is a predicted model, not a curated record. NCBI's taxonomy places the organism in Eukaryota, Fungi, Ascomycota, Eurotiomycetes, Eurotiales, Aspergillaceae. Gene Ontology annotation, cellular component: cytoplasm. Bases 1 to 2343 code for a protein of 780 amino acids. The transcript is spliced from 4 exons.
AUGCCGUUCUUCAAAGACCUACGGCGUCGAUCAAAGGCCACAUUUCACAAGACUCCAUCCCAUAGUGUGGAGGAGGUCUCCGGGAAAUCGUCAUCUACGAUCGACACUUCCUCCCAUAAAUCCAUCACUCCACCGUCAUCGAUCAGACCAACUCUUUCAACCCCCAGUCUUCCUGCUCUCAAUGAAUCAGAGACCACCAGCGCAGUCAGCGCAGUCAGUUUAGCCCCGCCUACACAGCGACCGGGGCCUUUGGUGGCCAAUUCUCAGCGAAACAGCGUUAUUGGUAGCAGCUCGUCCUCUGUCAAUGGCGCGUACCGAUCACAAGCUCCCGUCUCACCUUACGCCCCGAGACUCGUCUCUGUGGCUGAUAAUUCAUGGGUCAACCAGAAAGUGCUACUUGUGUAUGGUCAAAUCGGCGACCCAAGGCAACAUCCGCUGGACGGAAAUGUUACCGUCUACCACCACCAAGAUAAUUUCCCGUCGACCUGCUGGCCAGUCACGGCAUCGCAUUUUAAAGUCCUCGUUCAUCUAGUUCCAGGUCCUAAUCGCCUUCGCUUUGACUUUGUCUCGCCCAAACUAUCCACAGGCAGCACCCACCCCGCCAUCCACUCCUCCUGGAUCUGUAUCAACUACCUUCCCCUAGUCAACAACCCGCCAUUGCAGCUGGUCAUCCUCUUGGGGAAGGAUUCAGAUGGCACAUACGAUGCAGUUCCGGAAAGGAUAGAGCGCGAAGGAAAUGGGUUGGAAAUGGCGAUUCGAAAGUACCGAAUGGCAGCCUAUCUCUGGCAGGCCUUCACUGGUGAACAGAUGUUCCGCAAUAAUUUCGGGCGGCGUUGUUUCCGAUUCGAGGAGGAAUGGCAGUCUGGUAGCUUGAGCCGUCGUGACUUGGCCCAUGGCCAGAUGCGGAAUGAGGCCAAGAUUCAUGUAGUUCGCACUGAGAAAACAGUGGCCGAACUUCGAGAUCUCAAUAUCGCCCAGCAGAACGAGAAAGCCGAGAAGAAAGACGAGUUGUUCGCCAUUGCUAAAGAAGCAGUGCGAAACCAUUUCCAGCCUCAGCCCGGCCAGAAGCAAUACGUCUCCGUUCUCCUCCUCGAUUCUCACUGGGAUACCCAAUCCCAGAUGAUCACCGGCCAUGCAGCUUUAGGUUCGGCCGAUGACGAUAUCAAAAUGGCCAUGUUCGGGUCUCAUUGUCUCCAAAGCUAUCCGUCAUGCCUGGAAGAAGUCGUGGAUGCGUUUACAGACUGUACCCGCACGGAUACGAACUACGUCGCCAAUGACUGUGGCGAGGCGGGCUCCAAUUGGGAAUCAGCAAACUUGGGCAUCGGUGCUCACCUGCACGAGGUGGGCCAUCUCUUCGGAUGUCCUCACCAGGAGUCAGGAGUCAUGCUUCGUGACUAUGUGCGUUUGAACAGAACAUUCCUGACCCGAGAGCCUUUCUCAACACGCACCAAGGCUCAAGGGUUGAAAGUGUGUCUGCCCAACGACGAGUGUAGCUGGCACCGCCUGGAUGCGCUACGCUUCCGAUUCCACCCCAGCUUCCGACUUCCAAGUGACCCUUCUCCCACUUCGGACGAUAGCGUGCAGGUCUGGCCAGUCGAGAAUGGCAAGAUAUUGUUCACUGCGUCGUCGGGGAUUGCAUUCAUCGAACUAUAUGCUGAGGGUGAUACCUUCUGCCACAACUUCAUUGAAUACUUGAACAGCGAGUCAAGCCCCAACGGAUUGCCACGACAAGUCGCCGUGACAGAGGUCGAGCUUCGCCAACGUGUGUAUGGUACCGAAAAGGAAAAGAAAAAGAACAUCCGUCUGGUCGUCUACUCUGGUGCACUAGGCAGCUACACUGUUGAGAACAUUGGCGAUCUGAAAUCCAAAAAUUCUCUAGUCAAGUUACCCAAAAGCCAGUCUGGGUUCAAAAGCGGCAAAUUAGGCCAAUCGGCGAUGGAAGGCAGUGAGCCAGAGCAGGUGUUACUGGAAUGUGCCUUCAUCAAAACAAAGCUCCUGACAUCGAUCAAAGUCUACCAUGGCUAUGCAGUGGAUGGUAUCGAGUUCUACUACGAGGACGCGACCAGUCAGCUCUUCGGCAAGCGAGGAGGCAAACCUGGUGGUGAUGAGUUUGUCCUUGAUACUCGACGCGGUGAAAUUCUGCUUGGGUUCUAUGUCCGGGCUGGUCUCUGGAUUGAUGGGAUCGAAAUUCUCACGAGCCUUGGAAGAAAAUCCGGUAUAUAUGGAAAUCCCGCCGGUGGCUCAGGCCACACUUUAAUACCUCCUUUGGGCUACAAGAUUGCUGGAAUCUCCGGCUCCUGUGCAUCAUGGAUCGAUGGUUUCUCAUUGAUCAUCCAGCACUGA